Messenger RNA from Staurois parvus, 306 nucleotides. The record is from the annotation of a GenBank genome assembly. Lineage: Eukaryota; Metazoa; Chordata; Amphibia; Anura; Ranidae.
AUGUAUGUGAAAUGGUUUGAUACAGUAAUGUUUUACUAUGUGAUUUUAGUGAAUGUCACUUUUUGUCAUUUUCAAAUUUUCCACCGUUCCAUCCCCCGUACGUCCCAACGCUCGCAGGGGACGGAACCCAGAUGACAGAUGCCGGCAUCCACCGGAUUACGAGGACACUGCAGGAGGGACAUCGCGGGAGCGCAGGAUAAGGUAAGUGAUCGAGGGAUCCCGGAGCAGCACCGCAUGGUAAGCCCGAGUGUAGCUCGGGGGUUACUGCUUGUGCUACACUCGGGAAUACCACCAGGGAGGUUAAGG